AAACCUUGGAAGAGGGGGGGAAAGACCCAUUAAUCAACGGGAUGAAACUGCGACGUUAGUGUAGCUUUUUAGACUUUACCUUCUAUAUUUUAGCAGCAGAUUAUGACGUGGAAUCGAACAUCAACCUUCCAGCAACCACGCAACCACGCAACCUCGCAACCUCGCAACAACCAUCGUGACAACUUCUUGGCCUUCCUCGAAAAAUAGGCGACGGUGCCUACACUACUUGACUCGUUAGAUUCAACUCAAAUCAAUUUUCGAGCGCAAGGUCAACUAGAAAGGGAGCCUAAUUAUUUUUACCAGCCUUAUUGGAAGGCUGGUUCCGCGGAAGCGUCGUCAUAGUUCCGGUUCCAUUGGUGCAUAAGCGGAAUUCCUAUGUCUUCGAUCAACUACCUAAUUCUUCAAUAGAAUUGCGGGUCAUCAUGAUCGAGCCAUCCAAGAGGCUACGACGAGCAGUUUCGAGUAACGAUGCCUUACUUGUCCGCCGUAUCGUGAAAUCCCAUCCGGGAUUAAUUCACAAUCCCGAUCAUUCCGCUACCGGUCUAUCUAAUUCGAGCCUUCAUCUUGCUGCCAGUCUCGGCCAUCUUCAAGUUUGCAGAACUUUGAUUGCUCUUGGCCAUGAGCUUCCUACGCCCGCACUCAAUGACGAACACAAGACAGCCUUGAUGCUAGCUGCUGCUGCGGGACAUACCGAAGUCGUCUUGCUUUUAGCCGAGAACGACCCCUCCUCCAUUCUUCGACGCGACGUUCGAGGCAGAGACGCUAUUAUGGAAGCUAGUAUGGGAGGUCACGAUACCGUCUUACAGAUCCUUCUUACCUAUGCUCCAGGAGGCGCGCAAGAUGCCGUUCAAAAUGCAGAUUUCGACGGGAAUACCGCUCUGCACUUCGCAAGUAGCAACGGCAAUCUACUUGUUCUCCGCACCUUACUCGCCGCCGGAGCCGAUCCGGAGAGAAGAAAUGUCUGGAGCUGGACUGCCAUCGCCUACAGCGCUACCGUACAAGCCGAGGUCUAUUUGAAAGGUCUUGUCUCCGAGGUUGAGAAGCGAAGGCGGGUAAAGAGCGAAGCUGAUGGGAUGAGGAAAGGCGGCGCCGUUCGGAUGGUCGAAGAAGAAGUUGGCGUAGCAGAUUGAAACCAAGGGUCGAUGUAAUUGCUGGCUGCCAUCCCUAUGCUUCAGACUAUUUCACCUUCCUGGCUUCCCUAUU
Messenger RNA from Hypoxylon trugodes, 1203 nucleotides. RefSeq names its product ankyrin. Gene Ontology annotation, biological process: innate immune response. The record is from RefSeq and is a predicted model, not a curated record. Gene Ontology annotation, molecular function: protein binding. Gene Ontology annotation, cellular component: cytoplasm. The transcript is spliced from 2 exons. NCBI's taxonomy places the organism in Eukaryota, Fungi, Ascomycota, Sordariomycetes, Xylariales, Hypoxylaceae. The coding region runs from base 423 to 1130 and encodes 235 amino acids.